Hydatigera taeniaeformis is the source of this 537-nucleotide messenger RNA. NCBI's taxonomy places the organism in Eukaryota, Metazoa, Platyhelminthes, Cestoda, Cyclophyllidea, Taeniidae. The record is from the annotation of a GenBank genome assembly.
AUGUGCGAAAGGUUUAUAAAUCUAGCGAGCCAAGACGACUGGAUGCAGAUUUUACAACGCCUUGGAGUAUCUGAAGAUACGCUUGAACACAUUGAAGAUGAGCUCCCUGGUGGUUAUAACUUCCGUCGACGUGUGACUCGGGCUCUUGAAUAUUGGAGUGGACUGGAUCUCUCUAAUAGAGCUAUGAAUUUAAAAAUACAAGCCCCUGGUGCUUCAAACACGGAGGCGCUAACUAGCACCGCCGCUGCAUUUGGCAAUGCUACUGUCACCACUAACACAACACCUAGUUUUGGCGAUAUUGAAAACUUUGCAGAGGAUUCUAGCCAUGAAGCUGGUCCUGAGUCUUCGACGAUGCUCGCUGGCUUCGGAGUGGAAGCCACGAUGCUGCAGCCCGUCACACUGACAUUUAUGCCUCUGGUAUCCGGACCGAAGGCUACACCGGCAAGGUUAAUUCACGUUCUGAAGCUUCUUGAUAAGAAUGAAUUAGUAGACGCGAUGAUGGAAAUAAUAGAGAAUUACCAUGUUCGUCAACUCUAA